Messenger RNA from Phaedon cochleariae (mustard beetle), 369 nucleotides. The record is from the annotation of a GenBank genome assembly. Lineage: Eukaryota; Metazoa; Arthropoda; Insecta; Coleoptera; Chrysomelidae.
AUGAGUAAUAAAAAAAGUGUAUAUGAAAAAUAUACUAGUGGACCACAUGGAUUAGGUGAUCCAGAUGAUUUAUCACUCAGAAAAGUAGAACUGGAGGUGCUGAUUCCAAAGAAAAUGCGUGAACUAGCAAAAACUGAAAAAUGCUUCAAAGAAGUUGAAGAUUUUGGAGAAUGCUGUAAAAAUAAUGGUGUAUUGUUAGUUGUAAAAUGUAGGGAACAGAACUCCACUCUGAAAGACUGUUUAACAAAAUGGUAUAAUGAUGAUGGUUUCAAAGAAAAGUGCAAGAAGGAAUAUUUGGCAGAGAGAUCAGAGUAUAGAAAGACUGGUGUUACCUUAAAAGAAAAACAGAGACUUGCUUCAUCUAUGUGA